CCUUGGAAAGGAGUCCCGUGCUCAGACGCUGCAGAACGGUGAGUCCUUAACUAAACCCACCAUGCCCUCUCUCCUCAAAACAUCUGGGGCUUGAUCAGCAUGUUGGAGAUAGAAGUUCAACACAUAGAGUGGACAUUAUUCUUUAUUCCAACUAAUAUACAUUCUUGGGUGAAUCCUGCCACUUAAGACCUAUUUUCACUUAAUGCAUUGAUGCCAAUGGGAGAUUAAGUGAAAAUGUGACUUAAAUGGAAUUUGGGAUUCACACCUGUAUGCAUAACUCUUACUCUGGGGACCAAACAAAACCUGUUCAAGCAGGAAACUGAAUGAUUGGUUGUGAGAUAGUGAGUGAAAUUAACCAGGAUGUUUUUGGUCUCAUGUUUCCUGUUAUCAUAUAAAAUCUGAGAUUACAUCUUGGGAAGUUGGUUUACUUGACAGUUUCAUAUCCAAUCAUUGUAUAGAAGACGGUUUUAUGGAGAGGCCAGUUUGGUGCAUGUCUCAAAUUGGUGUGUGUGAGAGAGAGAGUAGCUAAUAAAGCCCAUGAGAGAAAGAGAGAGAGAGACUGAGAAACUGAGAGAGUGAGAGGUUUGAUGAGAAAUGUUCCCGGCCUUGAGGAUUUCUAGUUUGUGGUGAUCACUGUGAACAAGCACAUCCCUGUGAGAAAACACUGUGUUCUCAGAGUACACACCACACCUGGACCAACAGCAACACACACACACACACUGUCCCUCUCUCUAUCACAUUCACUUAUUCGCACGCACCACACACACACGCACACACAAUCCGCCUCUAAUCCGCCACUUUCUGUCAUCCAAACACACCGGGAUUAAACUGUCCUGAGGGGAGUUAGUGGGGUGGGGGUGGGGGAGGAUACACACACAGAAACACGCACCAGUAGUCGCGUACACACGGUGGUUAGUUGUAUACACAAACACAUGCACACACAGCGGUUCCAGAAUAUAACAAUUAAUGCUCUUAAAAGCUUUUUGGUUUAUUUCUGGCGCUGGGUUGGAUAGUACGCUGACACUGGUGACCGGGCUUCACUCCACUCUGCAUUCCAGAUCAACCUGCCUGACACACAAACACACACACACACACACACACCCUUGGCGUUUUUCCUAUUUUGUUGCAUUACAACCUGUAAUUUAAAUGGAUUUUUAUUUGGAUUUCAUGUAAUGGACACACAAAAUAGUCCAAAUUGGUGAAGUGAAAUGAAAAAAAUAACUUAAACUCAAAAAAAUUAAUAACGGAAAAGUGGUGCGUGCGUAUUCACCCCCUUUGCUAUGAAUCCCCUAAAUAAGAUCUGGUGCAACCAAUUACCUUCAGAAGUCACAUAAUUAGUUAAAUAAAGUCCACUUGUGUGCAAUCUAAGUGUCACAUGAACUGUCACAUGAUCUCAGGUAUAUAUACACCUGCUCUGAAAGGCCCCAGAGUCUGCAACACAACUAAGCAAGGGGUACCACCAAGCAAGCGGCACCAUGAAGACCAAGGAGCUUUCCAAACAGGUCAGGGACAAGUUGUGGAGAAGUACCCUACCUAUGGCCUCCAUAAUACUCAUCCCGUCCCGUCCCGUCCCCCAUGCCCACAAUGCAUCUAUGAUUACCAGUCCCUGUGCUACCCAGCUAUGCCACUAGCAACCUGCUGCUCCAGCUGAGGACUAUGACAACCAGGCCUCCCCUGCUGAAAAGGUUAACCAACCUUGCCCUGCAUUCCUCAGAACCACCUUUCAAAGCCACCAUUCAUCCUUCCUUCACCAGCCGUCAAGGAUUUUUUAAAACUCUCAUAUGGUAGUAUAACGAUAAUGGUGUUAGGGCAGUUUUUGUAAUUUUAAAGUUUCUUGUUUGAAGAGUGACUGAGUCUGAUUUAAUGAAUAAACGGUUAGCUAGCUGCGCGGCAUGGCUAGGCUGCUGGUGGCGUUAGCUCUGGCUGUGAGUUUCAGGAGUAGCUAGCCUCGUCUGAUAUGCAGCUACGGUAAUAUACUAACUAACUAACUAACUAACCACAGCUAGGAAAAGGACAAAAAAAGAUGUCCACAGCCAGCCAACCCACUAGUCAGCAUGGGGAUGCUGUUGUUCUGACACUGUGUGGACCCAUCACCCAGAACACACAUCCCACCCCUCAUGUCAGUAUGAAAAAUGUAUGCACUCACUAUAACUGUAAGUCGCUCUGGAUAAGAGUGUCUGCUAAAUGACUCAAAUGUAAUGUAAAUGUAAAUCUAAGUACAGAUCAGGGUUGGGUUAUAAAAAAACAUCCCACGGAGCACCAUUAAAUCCAUUAUUAAAAAAUGGAAAGAAUAUGGCACCACAACAAACCUGCCAAGAGAGGGCCGCCCACCAAAAGUCACGGACCAGGCAAGGAGAGCAUUAAUCAGAGAGGCAACAAAGAGACCAAAGAUAACGCUGAAGGAGCUGCAAAGCUCCACAGCGGAGAUUGGAGUAUCUGUCCAUAGGACCACUUUAAACCGUACACUCCACAGAGCUGGGCUUUACGGAAGAGUGGCCAGAAAAAAGCCAUUGCUUCAAGAAAAAAAAAAGUGUUAUGAAUAGUUAUGCACGCUCAAGGUUUCAGUUUUUUUGUCUUAUUUCUUGGUUGUUUCACAAGAAAAAAUAUUUUGCAUCUUCAAAGUGGUAGGCAUGUUGUGUAAAUCAAAUGAUCCAAACCCCCCAAAAAUCCAUUUUAAUUCCAGGUUAUAAGGCAACAAAAUAGGACAUAUGCCAAGGGGAGUGAAUACUUUCGCAUGUCAAUGUACACACACAUCCUGUGUGCAUGCACAUCCGACUCACACACACAACAGUAUGCGUGAACACAUUUAAAUCAAAUCAAAUUUUAUUGGUUGCAUACACAUAUUUAGCAGAUGUUAUUGCGGGUGUAGCGAAAUGCUUGUGUUCCUAGCUCCAACAGUGCAGUAAUAUCGAACAAUACACGUGAAUCUAAAAGUAAAAGAAUGGAAUUAAGAAAUAUAUAAAUAUUAGGACGAACAAUAUAUAUACACUACCGGUCAAAAGUUUUAGAACACCUACUCAUUCAAGGGUUUUUCUUUAUUUUUACUAUUUUCUACAUUGUAGAAUAAUAGUGAAGACAUCAAAACUAUGAAAGAACACAUAUGGAAUCAUGUAGUAACCAAAAAAGUGUUAAACAAAUCAAAAUAUAUUUUAUAUUUGAGAUUCUUCAAAGUAUUUUGGGUCAUUGUCCUGUUGAAAAACAAAUGAUAGUCAUACACACAAUACCCCAUAAUGACAAAGCCAAAACAGGUUUUUAUACAUUUUUGUAUUUUGCAUUUUGGUGAGUGUGUGUAUGCAAGUGUUAGUGUGAGUGUGUAAGAGUGUCAGUGUAGGCGUGAUAUGCGGAUAUACAUGUAAACAAGGCUGAAAAGUGACUGGUAGCAGGAAUAUAUAAAUACUUAUGGUAAUAUAAUAAUGGUAAUACAUGUAAACAGGAGUUACCAGUAGAAGGAUAUAUAGAUAGAUGCUAAUGGUAAUGGAAGGCAAUAAUCAAUGAACAGCAGCGUAGCGGUAAUAAUAAAUCUAAUCAAUAAUCAUUUUAGCAGCAGCGUUGGUGUGACGGGGAGCAGUAGUUGUUAUCCAUUUAACAGUCUUAUAUGGAACGCUGUUUGGGUCUUUGCGUGUCAAAAAAGAUACACAUCAAAUAACACUAUUUGACGCGUCAAAUAACAAUAUGCAAACUAUAUGCAAAUGUUAGCCAAUCACAAAUAAGGCGCAUGUGAAGCCAGCUAUAUGAAAAACAUCUCAUUCAUCGUCAAUCAUCAUCACCAACAAACAAGUAAGUAAUGUCGAACCUUGAAAACAUGAGAGACCGCUUUUUAAGUACAACCACCUUCACAACCACCCCAGCAGGAUCGGGUGGUUCAAAGGUAGGAUUAAUUAUUGUUGGUAAUACCUGGCAAAAGUCAACAUUGACCGGCACAGCGCCCCCCUUUCCAUUAUUAGCCUAUCUAGCUAGCUACAGUGGGGAAAAAAAGUAUUUAGUCAGCCACCAAUUGUGCAAGUUCUCCCACUUAAAAAGAUGAGAGAGGCCUGUCAUUUUCAUCAUAGGUACACGUCAACUAUGACAGACAAAUUUAGGAAAAAAAAUCCAGAAAAUCACAUUGUAGGAUUUUUUAUGAAUUUAUUUGCAAAUUAUGGUGUAAAAUAAGUAUUUGGUCACCUACAAACAAGCAAGAUUUCUGGCUCUCACAGACCUGUAACUUCUUCUUUAAGAGGCUCCUCUGUCCUCCACUCGUUACCUGUAUUAAUGGCACCUGUUUGAACUUGUUACCAGUAUAAAAGACACCUGUCCACAACCUCAAACAGUCACACUCCAAACUCCACUAUGGCCAAGACCAAAGAGCUGUCAAAGGACACCAGAAACAAAAUUGUAGACCUGCACCAGGCUGGGAAGACUGAAUCUGCAAUAGGUAAGCAGCUUGGUUUGAAGAAAUCAACUGUGGGAGCAGUUAUUAGGAAAUGGAAGACAUACAAGACCACUGAUAUUCUCCCUCGAUCUGGGGCUCCACGCAAGAUCUCACCCCGUGGGGUCAAAAUGAUCACAAGAACGGUGAGCAAAAAUCCCAGAACCACACGGGGGGACCUAGUGAAUGACCUGCAGAGAGCUGGGACCAAAGUAACAAAGCCUACCAUCAGUAACACACUACGCCGCCAGGGACUCAAAUCCUGCAGUGCAAGAUGUGUCCCCCUGCUUAAGCCAGUACAUGACCAGGCCCGUCUGAAGUUUGCUAGAGUGCAUUUGGAUGAUCCAGAAGAGGAUUGGGAGAAUGUCAUAUGGUCAGAUGAAACCAAAAUAGAACUUUUUGGUAAAAACUCAACUCGUCGUGUUUGGAGGACAAAUAAUGCUGAGUUGCAUCCAAAGAACACCAUACCUACUGUGAAGCAUGGGGGUGGAAUCAUCAUGCUUUAGGGCUGUUUUUCUGCAAAGGGACCAGGACGACUGAUCCGUGUAAAGGAAAGAAUGAAUGGGGCCAUGUAUCGUGAGAUUUUGAGUGAAAACCUCCUUCCAUCAGCAAGGGCAUUGAAGAUGAAACGUGGCUGGGUCUUUCAGCAUGACAAUGAUCCCAAACACACCGCCCGGGCAACGAAGGAGUGGCUUCGUAUGAAGCAUUUCAAGGUCCUGGAGUGGCCUAGCCAGUCUCCAGAUCUCAACCCCAUAGAAAAUCUUUGGAGGGAGUUGAAAGUCUGUGUUGCCCAGCGACAGCCUCAAAACAUCACUGCUCUAGAGGAGAUCUGCAUGGAGGAAUGGGCCAAAAUACCAGCAACAGCGUGUGAAAACCUUGUGAAGACUUGCAGAAAACGUUUGACCUGUGUCAUUGCCAACAAAGGGUAUAUAACAAAGUAUUGAGAAAUUGUUGUUAUUGACCAAAUACUUAUUUUCCACCAUAAUUUGCAAAUAAAUUCAUUAAAAAUCCUACAUUGUGAUUUUCUGAAUUUUUUUUUCUCAUUUUGUCUGUCAUAGUUGACGUGUACCUAUGAUGAAAAUGACAGGCCUCUCUCAUCUUUUUAAGUGGGAGAACUUGCACAAUUGGUGGCUGACUAAAUACUUUUUUUCCCCACUGUAUGUUAUCGUUUGUUAUUUAAUAGUAUGUCAGUUCGAGUAAACUAGGCAUUUCUAUUGCUGUUAUGUUGUGUUAUGAUUUCGUUGACGUUUUCUUCAAAUAUCGCUUGAGAGAAUGAGCAGUUAUAGAAUUGGGCGGAGUCCGAACAACCUUUAUGCAAAUUAGGAUCAUCAGUGACAAAAUCUAUGACUCAUAGCACACAUAUAGGUGAAUUGCUGUGACAUAUGACAAACGAGUGAUAGUGUAAUCAAUGUGUAAUAACUACGUACAAAAUUUAUGAACGUGUUAAAUGAUUAUGUGAUGUGCAGUCAUAUUCAGGUCCUGAUUGGUCAACAAGCUUAUUUGACGUGUCAAAUAGUGUUAUUUGACGUGUAUCUUUUUUGACACGCAAAGACCCAAACGGUGUUUCAUAGUCUUAUGUCCAGAGGAUAGAAGCUGUUUAGGAGUCUGUUGUUCUGAACCUUAAUGCACCGGUACAGAUGGUGAUACAACCAGUCAGGAUGCUCUCGAUGGUGCAGCUGUAAAAGUUCUUAAGGAUCUGAGGGGCCAUGCCAAAUCGUUUCAGCCUCCUGAGGGAGAAGAGGUACUGCCGUGCCUUGUUCACGACUAUGUUGGUGUGAGAGGACCAUGAUAAGUCCUCAGUGAUAUGGAUACAGAGGAAUUUGAAGCUCUUGACUUGCUCCCCUGCGGCCCAGUCGAUGUGGAUGGGGGUGUGCACCCGUCCCUGUUUCUUAUAGUCCACGAUCAGCUCCUUGGUCUUGCUGACGUUGAGGGAGAGGUUGUUGUCCUGGCACCACAGGUCUCUGACCUCCUCCCUGUAGGCUGUCUUAUCGCUGUUGGUGAUCAGGCCUACCACUGUCGUGUCGUCAGCUAACUUGACCACGAUUCUGCCUUGACUGCUCUAGAAGCCUAAAGUGUUUAGAAAGUGUGUUCUGUCCUUAUUGUUUAAAAUUCUGAGUCUUCCAUCUCCCAUCUUUGUGUAAAAGAAAUGUCAAUUGAGACGUGUUUAUUGAUAGCCUAACACAAAUAUAGCCUACUACGGGGAAUGGAACUGAACUGGCAUAUGUUUUUAUAGUAAAGGCCUAUGUUUGUGUUUGGACUAGAGUUGCGGUAUACAGUCUGUGUGUUCUGUAUUACCAUCUGUGUGGUCAUGGAGUUUGCUUAUUUGCGUGUCUGAUAUUGUGUGUGUGCGCGCCUGUGUCUGUGAGUGUGUAUGUAUUUGCAAGCAUACGUGUGUGUGUGUGUGUGUGUGAGGCUGUGCUGCAGAUGGCUAGGCCUCCUGUAGCUCAGUUGGUAGAGGAUGGCGCUUGCAACGCCAGGGUUGUGGGUUCGAUUUCCCACGGGGGGCCAGUAUGAAAAAUGUAUGCACUCACUAACUGUAAGUCGCUCUGGAUAAGAGCGUCUGCUAAAUGACUAAAAUGUAAAUGUAAUGGCUUCUCUCUGGUAAGUACACAGCUGUCUGUCUCUCGCUCUGCCUGGGGGAAGCACAGGGGCAGUUUGUCAGGCCCUAUUAACAGGGCCUGUCUGGCCCGCUCAUGACAUCACCGCUAAUGGCAACCCAAAACACUAGUAGUCUAGUGUGUGUGGGUAUACUAUUUAUCCGUGUGUGUGUGCAUGUGCGUCUGUGUUUGUGUGUGUGUGUGUGUUACUACCUACCCAUGUGUGUGUAACUAUAUACCCUAACGUGUGUGUGUGUUUCGGUCCACAGGCAAGCGGCAGAUCCACAACCUGGGCAGCCAGCUGCAGCUCAACCAGCACUGCCUGGACACAGCCUUCAACUUCUUUAAGAUGGUGGUGAGCAAGCACCUGACGCGCGGACGCAAGAUGGCGCACGUCAUCGCUGCCUGCCUCUACCUGGUCUGCCGGACUGAGGGCACGCCCCGUAUCCUUUGGACCUGCUGCCCUGAAGGGGGCCAAAGGGGGGGAGAUUGUCUUUUACCA
Coregonus sp. 'balchen' is the source of this 7504-nucleotide messenger RNA. The record is from the annotation of a GenBank genome assembly. Lineage: Eukaryota; Metazoa; Chordata; Actinopteri; Salmoniformes; Salmonidae.